GUCAGUUGAAGAAGUGCAGAAAAUGAAAUUUAAUGAGAUAUAAUGGGGCAAAGGACAUUUCUCUUACCCCUUUCUAUUGUUAUUCACGCAACAAUCGUUUCAAUUUGAGUGUUUAUCUCACAUAAACAUUACCUCUCACUUCCAUUUAUGUAGUAAAUGCACUGAGCAAAUCACACUUGUCUGACUCCUUUCUAUUGUUAUUCACACAACCGUCUGUUUUUCCAUUUCUUCUCUCAGGCUUCUUCCAUUUUUUCACGCAACUACUGAACUACCCAUGCUUUUUAGUUGGGUUCACCACUUUCACUUGUUUUUCCCCCAAAAUAGAAGACGACCAAGAAGCCGGCCAUUUGCAACCCGAAGCCCGUCAUCAUCUACGAAGCCCGACGUCGACUCCAGUAACUCCGGCCUAGAAACCCAUAUUUUUUGGGUUCGAUUUGCAGAGAGGCUCACUGGGAGAAGCACACAUUUUUGGCAAGGGCAGAAUCAGCAGAAAGAGGAAGAUUGUUUUGCUGGGUUCGAUUUCGAACAGUACUUCACCAUGGGUGGUUAUGAAAUUCCACUACGACUCGAGCUUCGAAAAUGCAGGGGGUUCUUAUUUCGGGAUGGAGGGUGUGGUUUGAAUGGAGGAUGGGCCAACGUGACUAAUCUUGAUUCAACUGGAGUUCCAAGUUCAAGUAGGCUUGAGGGAAAAUACAAGGCAAUGGUGGCUUCUUGGAAUGGGAUCCCUUGUUUCAUGGAACUAUAUGCUGACAAUAGGAGAUUGCUACCAUUAUUUAUUCCCAGUUUUGUUUUAUAUGAACGAAAUGGUGCAAGAACAAAAUAUCGUCACACUCAAGAUCCGAGCAACACUGGAGAAGGGGCCAAGAUGAAAUGAAAUUCUGUCAGUAGUUCAUUCUACUGAAACAAGAGGCAUAGAGUAUGAAUAAGGAACAAAUUUUGGAAGAAUAAAUUCUUGGUAUAUAACAAUGAUAGUAACACUGGAAACGUAAAAUUUUCCUCAAUUAUGUUAGAUAGCCACAUAGUUUGACACAAAACUUGACACAAUGAUGUGGAAAAUGGAAAAAAAAAAAAUUUAAUAAACAGAAAGAAAAAAAUUGGCGCCGGUGAAAAACGUGUGAAAUUUGAAAUUUUUAAAAUCGGCCCACUUGUUAAACCCGACCCAAAAUGCCCGACCCAAGCCCAUUUCAUCUCCAAUUCAGAUUUUCAGUUUCCCUUUUUAGCUCAUUUGGCUCUCUUAUGUUGCCCUAAAUGCCUCUACCCGACGACUUGAGUCUACCGUCAUUUUGCGAAAUGAGCUCUCCGUUUCAGAUUCUCAGAUCCCCCUAGCCGCUCACUUGGCUCUAAAAUCUUCCCCGAAAAGCUUCUACUCUGCGACUCUGAAUAUACCGUCGACGGCACGCUCGUCCAUUUGCCCUAAUGUUACUAAGUUGCUAUUCAAUUGGUACCGAUUAGCAGAGAGCUUAGGUGAAACACCGUCGAAAUACUCAGUGUUUCAGUUCUGAGACGGUCAGGCACUUCUCGUUGAUUCGUAAUUGCUACCGCAUAUCGUCUUCGACCACACCUACAGAUAUCUCAGGUUAAAAUGAGAGGGAAGAAUUAUGGAGUAUGCCAUAGUUGUAGAUUGAAGGGACAUUUUUUUUGCGGAAUGCCCGAAUAAACGACCUUGCCCAUGGUGUAAACAUGCGUUUUUGAAGUGCUUCGAGGUGGAGAAGAACACUGAAAACAAAGGCAAAUUGUUCGAAAGGUGCAGCGUGAAAUGUGGUUAUUGGGAGUGGGUGAAAACGAAGGAAACGGGUGCUGAAUCAAGUUUAGUCACCAGCACUCCGGAUCUGUCUUGCAUGUUCGAAACACGAUGCCGAAUAACUGGUGAUCAAGACAUGGAGAUUGCUAUGAACGUGACCAUACGCAAACGAGGAGAGCAUGUCACCAAAUGGGAGAAGAAUGGACAAUCGUCGGCCUGAGCUAAACUUUAUUCGUUUCGAAUGAAAUUGUAACUCAAAUUAUGUAAAUGAAAUUAUUGCUGGGAGUAUCCAAAUUAUCCUGUAUGCACUACAAUCUUGAAUUAUCUUCCAUAAUGAUAUGUUCCGUUUCCUAGAAACUAAUUUAACAUACAUCAGUUGUAAAGUUAAAUAUACUCGUCCAGAAUGUGACAAAGAAUGCUCUGUGGUCUAAUGAGUUGUCAAUUUCCAUUGUGUUCUGUCAUCAA
This is a messenger RNA of Olea europaea var. sylvestris, 2206 nucleotides long. RefSeq lists its product as uncharacterized. The coding region runs from base 275 to 874 and encodes 199 amino acids. The transcript has 8 exons. Lineage: Eukaryota; Viridiplantae; Streptophyta; Magnoliopsida; Lamiales; Oleaceae. The record is from RefSeq and is a predicted model, not a curated record.